AUGGCGUCAAACCAAACUCAUAUACUUACGUUACUGGCACCAUCCCAGGAGCCAAAGCUACUGUACGCCAUAGAUGGCAUCUCGGCGUACCACAUCACAAAUGGGAGCGAGGAGACCCUCACGCCUGCCGGGCCACAGACCCUUUCCCUCCUUAUGGUUCCGACCUCGUCCCCGUUCGCCGAUCGUUCCGUUGAUCCCAAGUCCGGCAAAUCUGAAGAGGACUUUUACCUGCACCUCCACCUACCACCUGAGCUGGACCUCCCCCUGCCUGCGACUACUCAGAUAUAUCACCAACCUCCCCGAAGCUACCUCAUUCCACGCUGGGAUCUUGGGCGUGACAGCGGUGCCUUUACCCGCAUAGAGUUUCCCGAGCUCGGGAGCCGGGAGCACAUACAGGAGGAUGUAGACACGUUCGAGACAAUAUUGGCACAAUGCACAGCCUUCCUGGAGAGGGCGCCACCGCCCAAGCUGGGCGUAUCUUCUUCUUCCAAGGGUGAAAAGUCUGGCUUUGGUAAUGAGAAGGCAGGCCCCAGGUCUAUGGAAACCGGUGUGGCAGGGCCCUCUUCCAAGUCCAAGGCUACCCUUUCUCAGGACCCGCCCCCAUACAACCCGAACGACUUCCAGCCAGGGGAGGCAUACGCACGCGGCAGCCAUAGCAAGCAGCAAACGGGCCAGAUUGUCCUUAUUGAUGAGGAGGAUGGCAGUGUCAUAGGAGAGCUGGGGGAGGGAAUGACAGUCAUUGAGCAUCAGGCUCUGAAGCCGGGCUCCAAAGAGCCCGUCGAGAUCACACUUCCAACCGAUUCAACCCAGAACAUAUCUGUUGCCCCGGCUUCCAAGGAGUCUGUCGAGAUGCUCAUGCAUCCUGCUUACCAAAAAUCCUUCCUGGUAUCCAAUGCAUCCAUGGCUUCCCGGUUCAUCGUCGGCACCUCAGACAAGGUAUCAAGUCUGCUGCAGUCGGGAGCGACUGCCAUCACCGCCAAGAGCAAGCCGGCCGGUAAGCCCAUGACAUUCAAGCCAGCGACCCACGACCGAAUCCGGCGCAUCAAUACUUUCACGGGAGGAGCAGUUGGCCUCUCCGCCAAGACGGUAGGGCAAAUCGGCAAGGUCGCACAAAACGUGGGUGCAACCCUCGCGCGCAAGGGACACAAGGGUGGCGGUAAGGGCUUUGACAAGGACGGUAACCCCAUCGAUGGCUACAAGCCUGGCUUGUUGAACAAGAGCUUGAUGGCAUUCUCGACCGUGGCCGAUGGCAUCGAGCAGGCGGGCAAGACGCUGCUGACGUCGACCUCGAAUGCCGCCACGACCGUGGUAGAACACAAGUGGGGUCCCGAGGCCGGCGAGGUGUCGCGUAACCUUGGCUCCGGUGUCAAGAACGUAGGUCUGGUCUACAUCGAUGUCACCGGAGUGUCGAGGCGUGCCCUUGUGAAGAACGUGGCCAAGGGCAUGAUCGUGGGUAAAGCACCAAAUGGAAGUGACGUUGUGGUAGGUGCUGGAGAUGGCGGUGUGGUCCCAGUGCCACCCGAGAAGAGACUCAAGGAGGGCGAGGGGAAAGGUAGCUCUAGUUCGGCAAGCUCAAUCAAGGGCUAUUCGGAUGAUAAGAAGGGGGCUAUUGAGUACAAGUGA
Messenger RNA from Pyricularia pennisetigena, 1623 nucleotides. RefSeq lists its product as uncharacterized. Gene Ontology annotation, biological process: cell division. The record is from RefSeq and is a predicted model, not a curated record. The coding region runs from base 1 to 1623 and encodes 540 amino acids. The transcript has 3 exons. NCBI's taxonomy places the organism in Eukaryota, Fungi, Ascomycota, Sordariomycetes, Magnaporthales, Pyriculariaceae. Gene Ontology annotation, cellular component: plasma membrane.